Molecule: messenger RNA, 664 nt
Organism: Octopus sinensis (East Asian common octopus)
Lineage: Eukaryota; Metazoa; Mollusca; Cephalopoda; Octopoda; Octopodidae
Product: cholecystokinin receptor-like
Exons: 2
Coding region: 65-499 (144 amino acids)
Biological process (GO): G protein-coupled receptor signaling pathway
Cellular component (GO): membrane
Molecular function (GO): G protein-coupled receptor activity; peptide binding
Source: RefSeq, a predicted model, not a curated record
CACAUGUCCUACUCAGAGUACAAAUCUUUCGGAAAAGGAUCCAUUCUAUAAAUCCAGGAUUAAAAUGAAAACGAACACUACAAAAGAUGAUCAAACACGGAAACAGGUUAUCAAAAUGUUGGUAUUGGUCAUCGUCCUUUUUGUCAUUUGCUGGGCACCAAUCUUGACCAAUAACUUACUGGUCGCUUACGGUUAUCUGCCCUUGUUGAACUUUGGUUACCUAAAACCAAUGCGGGAAGCCUUUUUCUUGAUGGCCUACUCAAACAGUUGUGUCAACCCCGUUGUUUACGGUUUCAUGUCAAGGAACUUCAGAGAAGCCUUCCUCAAUGCACUUUGCUCGUGCCUCAGAGGAAAAGAGUACGUCCGGCGGAAGCGGUUUGAACGACACAAUUCCAGCGUCACGAGGUCAACGCAGAUGGGUUACAUCCGGGACAUUGAAAUGGAGGAGAUGGAAAUUUGCUCAAAAUACGGCGCCACAUACGUCCCAGAGAGUGUAUAACGAGGAGAGGCGACCAACGAAAACUACAACUUUAACGAACUAUAUCUUAAGAUACAUGUGUGCGUGUAUAUGCGUGUGUAUAUAUAUAUGUGUGUGCGUGUGUGUAUGUGUAUAUAUAUAAAGGCGGUGAGCUGGCAGAAACGUUAGCGUGCCGGGCGAAAUGCU